UUUAUUUCUAGCAUUAUUCUUUCAAGCAUUUAAAGUCUUUUUGUCCACUAAAUGUUAAUGUCUUCUUUUGGUAAUCUUUUAAAUGUCAGGAGCUCCCAUUAUUUAAUUACUAGUACUAAAUAAUAAAGGUCUAGAAACAUGCCACCACACUGUCUUAUCAGGAAGAUCUCCCUACAUCGACAAAAUCCAAGUUUAUUUGUGAUUCACCUUUUAAUACUGCCAAAGCAAAUAGAUCUGUAAGUGUUUGCCUGUAAUUCUUUCAGCCUGUACUGUUGCUGAUAGUGUUUUUUUUUUUUUUUAUUCCUUUAAGGGACGUUAAUUGCACAUUUUAAACAUACACUAUUUACACCAUAUGUGCAGACUUUGAUGUACAUGUUAGGAACUGUUUUGUCACAUGUUUCGUCUUUUCAGGUUGUAAAAGGGACACGUGCACACCAUAAGACAAAUUGUGUUUAUAUGCCCAAUUUAAUUACCCUUACACCCUUAUUAUGGCUUGUAACAUAAAACAGCCAUGGCCAAGUACGACUUCAGAGCAAGGAGAGCAAAUUUUAAAGCUAGCCUCUUUUUUUUUUUUUUUUUAAUUUGUUGUUUUUCUCUUCCCUCUAGCGAACAUCUCUGCCCACACACACACAAACGCACACUCUACUGACUCACACAUAAGAGCUCCCCUCGGGACACGUGCCAGCCAGUCAGCCUUCUCGCUCAGGCAGGAACAAGCACUCCUGUAUGAUGAGGAACAGCUGCUCUUCCUCGCCUGCUCACAGGUGGCUGUGGGCUCACUACUCUCUAUCCAUUAAGGACACAAGUGGCACUUUUCCCCCUUUUCUUAUUCUUUUUCUCUUGAAGGCUAGAUCACAGCUGCUAAUAAUAAGCUCACAUUGCAUUGUAUCUAAGAACAACAUGACACAGUGAGUCAGAGUACAGACUGUAACCAGCCUCCCAACAGUGGCAUUUCCCAAUGUCCUGCAUUUUUGAGAGAUUGGUGAUAACAAGUGGAACAGGACAUAACUGGUAAUGUAGUGUCGGGUGAUGACAUAGAUAUAAUAUGAUUUUGCCUUUAUGCCAGUAUGUCCUCUGCGCUCCAAUUGAGCAAUUUGAUACACACAGUGAGUCAUAGUUCACUGUGUUCCUUCAGGUAAAGUCCAACAUAACUUUGUGCUUGUGACUUUCAAUUAUUAAGUAAUUAAAUGAUUAGGCUCUGUGAUUAUCUUGAAUAUGAUACAAGAAAAUUCCAAAAUUAUAUUCUUAGACCUUCAUUAAAUCCUGUACAGGAUCUCAUAACUACUACCUUUGUAAUAUGUAUGUUAAUGUUGUUGAUACUGUGCCAAGAGGUUAAGUCAACUCAUUGUAAUUUGUGUUUUUGAUGCUGCCAUUGAUUGCAUUAUAUUUUAUUUAUAAAAACAACAAAAUAUUAGUAUCUUCCAUUUGUUGUACCACCUCUCUUUAAAAUGUAUCACAGAAUUUGAAUUGCACACACAGCCAGUUAAAGAUCCCCUACACGUACUGCUGUAUUGCAGUAAAUUCAGGUGUCUCUCUUUUUUGUGUCACUCGGUGUGUAUCUGAGAACUAGGCCAUGGCAGUGUAAACAUCUGGUUCAGUCCACUGCUUGCUGCCUGUUGAGAGCCAUGGCAGAUGGAAAGGGAGCGUAGGGCUCAAACACUUCCAUCUUUGACUGUACCGGCAGUUGUCUUCCCAAAAUAGCCCUCUACUCCCCGGCCUUAUAUGUGCAGGCCUCCAGCGUGUGCCUGAGGAGGCAUCAUGUAUCUAGGCCACACAAUACGGGCUGCAGGCUCAUUGUUGCUGCUUACCAGCAGGCCUAUCACCGCCCCGGGGACGAGGCCUCUCUCUCUCUGUCUCGGGACAGCUCACCAUGCAUCUCACCCAGCUCAACCACGAAUGUCUCCUUCACCUUUUCUCCUUCUUGGACAAGGACAGUCGGAGGAGUUUGUCCCUUACCUGUCAUCAGCUGCGCGAGGUCUUCCUGGACCCCCGCCUCUGGAAUCUACUCCACUUCAGCUCCCCGUGUCAGCUGAGGAGAGACAACUUUGUGCUGGGACCCUCAUUGCGGUACUUGACUAUUUGCUGGUACUCUAGCAGGGUCCUACAAGUGUGCAACAUUGAGGACUGGUUGAAGAGCUCGUUCCAGAAGGACAUCUGCAGUAAACAUGAAAGCCUGGUCAGCACUUUCCUGACUCAUGUCUGCCACAUGUGUCCCAACCUGCUCUCUCUAACCCUGUCUGGCUGUGGACACAUCACUGACCAGGACGUAAUCUCCAUGCUGCAGAGCUGCAGGAAGCUGCGCUGCCUCCAGCUGGAGAACUGCGUCCGCAUCACCGACCGCAGCCUGGAGGGCGUGGCAGCUCAUGGAGACAGUCUGGAGGAGGUAAAGGUGGACUUCUGCAGGAACAUCACUCAGGCGGGGCUCCAGGCUGUCAAAGAGAGGAGACCCAGCAUCCACCUGAGUGCAGAGAGGAGUGCUGAUAUGAUCCCAGACAGCAAGCCUGAGGAGAGUGUACCACUCAGGAGAACGCUGCAGAAGGUCCUGCUGUUCUCCUGAUGGGAAUACUUUGACAUUCCUUUCCCAUGGACCACAAGGAAGAGUAACUUUUGGACUUACCAUUUGAGGACUUUGAUGUGAUGCAUUUGUUCUGAUUUGUAGUUGUAUUUAAUAGAAGAGUUUCUGCACCAUUUUUUAUAAUUCGUAUGCAACAUGAGUCUUUCUUAUUUCUUAAGCUGUCUAUAUUCCAUGUUAUCCUAACCAUAGAGAACUCCAGACACACUCACAAUAAAAUCUUAUAGUGUAUAAAGGUGGCCUUAUCAGUAAUUCUUAAUCAAUAAACAAAAACAUUAUGCAAUUAUAUGAUUCCAUUCUGAAAGGUCCAUGUGUAACAUUUAGGACACUCUGUUGGUAGAAAAAUAAUAUAAUAUUCAUUGGUAUAUUUUCAUGUUCAUGUCAUGUAUCUGUGUUUCAUGUAUUUUCAUGUACAGUAUAUAAUCACCUCAAAGUUUUAUUGGGUUUCUUUUUUUUUGUUUAUCUACAGAGGUUAGCCAGUUAGAUUAGCUUAGGGGAAAACAGCUAGCCUGGUUCAGGGCUCAUCAAAAUCCACCUACCAGCACUUCUACAGCUCACUAAUUAAUAUAUAUGUUAAUGUCAUUUGUUUAUGUGUACAAAAACUGAAGUGAAAAACAACAAUUUAAUAGACACUCAAAAAGGUGCGUGGUUGCAUUGUGUCCUCUGUCUCUGUUAUGGUAAAACAUGUCAGGAAGGAAGGGAUCUCUGAGGGCAAAGUGUGCCUGAGCUCUGAUUGGAAUCAUGUUAUAUAAGCCUGUGAGACAUAUGAAACAAGGUUGAUUAAGGGGGUGUGUCUAUUUGUAAAUGCCACGUGACAAAUUCAUUGCAGGCUUCUGCUGUAGAGUGCUACCCAUCCUCUGACUGCAUCUCUGAAGAAUAUAUUUUCACACAAGGUCCACAUAAUAAAGAACAUGCUUUUUUCAAUCUUA
Molecule: messenger RNA, 3501 nt
Organism: Dicentrarchus labrax (European seabass)
Lineage: Eukaryota; Metazoa; Chordata; Actinopteri; Moronidae
Gene: fbxl22
Product: F-box and leucine-rich repeat protein 22
Exons: 2
Coding region: 1871-2557 (228 amino acids)
Biological process (GO): SCF-dependent proteasomal ubiquitin-dependent protein catabolic process
Cellular component (GO): SCF ubiquitin ligase complex
Molecular function (GO): protein binding
Source: RefSeq, a predicted model, not a curated record